Drosophila arizonae is the source of this 680-nucleotide messenger RNA. It is a transcript of the gene NPF, whose product is annotated as neuropeptide F. Lineage: Eukaryota; Metazoa; Arthropoda; Insecta; Diptera; Drosophilidae. The record is from RefSeq and is a predicted model, not a curated record.
GUUUAUCAUUUACCUUCGGUCGUCGGACCCAUCCACUGCCUGUUGAGCACGCCCAUUAUUUCCAAUCAACAACCCAUCGCUGGCCGAUUUCCUUAGUGGCCUGUUGCUCUGCAAUCUCGUCCAUCAUUCAUAAUUUUGCACUCGCCUCGUCAGGUACUUGUUGCGGCAGAGUCAGCGACAGCGGCAGCAACAGUUUGUGCAACAUUGCAAGUGUCAUACGUCCGUCAGCUACUUGUGAAUACUCAAUUAAAGCUAAUCGCAUCAUGUCGUAUUCAAUGCGCUGCACAUUAGUCAUCUGCGUGGCAUUCGCUCUGUUUGCCGCCGGCUGCAUUGUGGAGGCCUCCAAGACUCGACCACCGCGCAACAAUGAAAUCAACACCAUGGCAGAUGCGCUCAAGUAUCUGCAGGAUCUCGAUGUCUACUAUGGCGACCGGGCCCGUGUGAGGUUUGGCAAGCGCGGCUCGCUCUUGCAGGCCAUCCGCAAUCGAAUGCUUUUAAAUGGUGUUAAUACUGAACCAUUCAAUGAUAACAACAAUGGCGGAGAAUUGAUCCAUGACGUUGGCCAGGAGGAACUGUUCUAAUCACGAUGCGUUGAGAGCGGGAGGGAGAGAGAACUAAUUUGAAACUCUGUUGCAACUGUUUCAAAUCAAUAGCUUAAACAAUUACCGAAACUUUGAAUA